AGGCUCGGGCCCUGUCAGGACCGUGAACGUUUGGCCAGCUUGACUUGGCCACCUGGCAAAAGCAAUGGUGAUGAGGGCCUUCGUCCUGUUGGCUGUCUUUGCAGAAGCCUCUGCGAGAUCUUGCGCUCCAAAUAAAGCAGAUGUCAUUCUUGUGUUUUGUUACCCGAAAACAAUCAUCGCCAAAAUCCCAGAGUGUCCCUAUGGAUGGGAAGUGCACCAGCUGGCGCUUGGCGGGCUAUGUUACAAUGGGGUCCACGAAGCAGGUUACUACCUAUUUGUCAUCCCAGAUUUGUCACCUAAAAACAAGUCCUAUUGUGGAACCCAGUCCGAGUACAAGCCCCCCAUCUACCACUUCUACAACCACAUUGUUUCCAAUGACAGCACCGUGAUCGUAAAGAACCAGCCUGUGAACUACUCUUUCUCCUGCUCCUACCACUCCACCUACUUGGUGAACCAAGCUGCCUUUGACCAGAGAGUGGCCACUGUUCAUGUGAAGAACGGGAGCAUGGGCACAUUUGAAAGCCAAUUGUCUCUCAACUUCUACACUAAUGCCAAGUUCACCAUUAAGAGGGAAGCGCCUUUUACCCUGGAGACAUACGAAAUCGGUUCAGAUCUGUUUGCAGGAGUAGAAGCCAAAGGGUUAAGCAUUAGGUUUAAAGUGGUUUUGAACAGCUGCUGGGCCACACCUUCGGCUGACUUCAUGUAUCCCUUGCAGUGGCAGCUAAUCAGCAAGGGCUGCCCUACGGAUGAAACAGUCAUCGUGUAUGAGAAUGGGAAAGGCCACAGGGCAACCUUCCAAUUCAAUGCUUUCCGGUUCCAGAACAUCCCCAAAUUGUCCAAGGUGUGGUUACACUGUGAGACUUUCAUCUGUGACAGUGAGAAGCUCUCCUGCCCAGUGACUUGUGACAAACGAAAACGCCUCCUCCAGGACCAGACUGGGGGCGUCCUGGUCGUCGAGCUCUCCCUCCGUAGCAGGGGAUCCUCCGGUCUCUAUAGCUUCUCAGAUGUUCUCUAUCACCUCAUCGUGAUGCUGGGGAUUUGUGCUGUGUUAUAAGGGAGAGCCAGGCAGGCAGCUGCAGUUCCUCCACCCAAGACCAUCUCCUCUGUCAAUGACAAACUCACAUUUAUUGUGCUGCCAAAAAGAACAAACAGAAGACCGUAUUGUUGGGAAGCAGAGAACAGCGCUUUGCCAAAUAUGUGUUCCAGUGAUUUUUGUGAAUUUCAGCGAUUGUUUUUCUUCGGUGCCCCACUUCCUCUUGUGACUUCCUGUGGCUCUUAGAUUCUGCCGUCCCUCCCCUGCAGCCGGCGGAGGAGUCUCCUUUUCCCAUAGUCAAGUCGAGACUGCAGUGGACUCCUUUGAAAGCUAUUCUAAUUUUAAAAGACUAGCACACCCAACCAAGUGCAGCUGAGCAUUUUGAGGACUUUAAAGUACUGAGGACGGAAUGCACAGGAACAACCAACUUUGCUGAAGGAGCCUUUGUCUUUGAGGCUGUGCAAUUCCUAUCUAAGGACCAGAGCUGAGCCACCAGGCGGGGGUUCUAAUAUUUCAAAUGAUGAUGUGGGAAUCAGAGUAGAAAACAUUCGUUUGCUCAAACCUGAAUAAUAUAAAGGAAAGUGAUUCUCGAGAGCCCCCAGUGAGUGCUAACCCAACUGGUGUUUUAUUAUAAGUUUUCUUAAAUAUGUAUAAACAGUAUAUACGUAUACACUCCUUAUUUUUAUAGCUGAUAUAUACGUCUAAGAUCGAAAGAAAAUUACAAAUUGAAUAGGACUCAGGCUACAAAAAGACUAAAACUCAUAUUAGCAUUCAUUGAACAUGAUAAUGCGGCAUUGCCUAAAUGAAACUGCUACCUGUAACAUGCUUCAGAGGGACUGCCACGACAGAGUCUCUUCAGCUUGGCAACCCCAUCCUACUCGUGAUGCCCAAGGCUCUCACUAUUUCUAUCUGCUCUGCUAAGAAAUCUUCAUUUGUAGAGAAUGGUCUGACCUCAUUUAGCCUUUACUUCAACAUUCAAGCCCAUAUCUUUUUUUGUCUCAGUAACCUACGACCAUUCGAAUGGAACCAACAAAAACUCGGAAACACAAAUGCAAAUAAAAUGAAAACAAACGGCCAGUGAAAUCACGUGGUUUCUCAUGCUGAGAGCACUGCCACCCCAGUGAUCCAGAACAUGUUGAGAGUAAUGAUUUACACAGUCAAGCAAAUAAAAACGGAAAGAAGCGGUCCUGGUAGAGCAUUGGCGGAUCCCUGAAAACGCACUGAGGACCCCGGUUUGAAGCUAGACGCUGAGAUGCGCUAGGAAAAGCCUGAGCUUUAAAUUCUGUUCUUUGUCUUGUAGAGACUCAACUAGCGGGCUUAUCAUUGGAAAACACGUCAGUUUGUAUCUCUGUAUUUAAUGUAUUUGAGAAGUUUUGAGAUCUGUAGUUUGAUGGUUCUCUUACAACCAUGUUAAUGAACUCGGAAAUUAAGCUGGUUCUCAAACCUCUGGAGACACAGAGCGCAUGUUUAGCAAUAGGCUCGAUUAAAAUGACUCGUAGCUGAAACUGGUCUCAAAGCUGGUCCUCCAACCAGUUUGGGAUCUCUUCUUAUAUAUUCAGAAUUUUUGUAGUCAGGAAGGACAGAAGACAUAUUUCAUUGGUUCUAGUCAAAAACUCUUAAAUAGCAUACUCACAGCCAUAAUCAUAAAUCCUUGGCUGUCAGAGUAAAACAAAGUUGUGCUAGUUUUGCUUUGUUUUA
This is a messenger RNA of Aethalodelphis obliquidens (Pacific white-sided dolphin), 2731 nucleotides long. It is a transcript of the gene TECTB, whose product is annotated as tectorin beta. The record is from RefSeq and is a predicted model, not a curated record. The coding region runs from base 65 to 1054 and encodes 329 amino acids. NCBI's taxonomy places the organism in Eukaryota, Metazoa, Chordata, Mammalia, Artiodactyla, Delphinidae. The transcript is spliced from 10 exons. Gene Ontology annotation, molecular function: extracellular matrix structural constituent.